This is a messenger RNA of Cokeromyces recurvatus, 1008 nucleotides long. RefSeq lists its product as uncharacterized. NCBI's taxonomy places the organism in Eukaryota, Fungi, Mucoromycota, Mucoromycetes, Mucorales, Mucoraceae. The transcript has 5 exons. The coding region runs from base 1 to 1008 and encodes 335 amino acids. The record is from RefSeq and is a predicted model, not a curated record. Gene Ontology annotation, cellular component: Golgi apparatus.
AUGGCUUGUUGCCAAUGUAUCAUUAUUGUUGCGCUACAAGCAUCGAUUUGUUAUCUAAAUACUUACCAAGCUCAUUUAUUACCAGAGCCUACUACAGAUAAUGUACUUAUUCGAGCUUCUACAUCAGAUGAUUUGAUCCCAAUACAAGCUGCUGAUCGACUUGGUAGAAUAAAAUGGGAAAAUAUUGCGUUUAUCGGAUUUCAAUUUUGGUUUUUAGGAAUGGCCUUUGAUGCUACAGUGUAUCAGAAUACAGCGGAGAUUUUAGCAUUAGCUGUUUUAAAUGUUGUUUGUGCAAUUCUGGGCGCGUUACAAGUAGUAGAUGGUGUCAAAUGGCUUAAUCGAUUAAUACUAACCUCAUAUCCUGUUUAUCCAUUAUCCAUGGCAGAAAAAAUUGAAAUUACACUAUCUGUGAUUACCAUGAGUUUUGCUAUUAUCAUGUCAUUUCUUAGUUAUCAAAUGUCUAAACAAUUUGGUUGGAACAUUUAUAAAAAGAUUGGAGCAGACGUACAAAUUCAACGCAUGUAUCGUAUAUUUCAAUUUUUUGUAUUAUCAUUGAAAAUCGAUAUCUUCACUCAAUUUAUGGUAUCGGUAUUCUAUCUUAUCCAAUUUGCAAUGAAGCAAGGAAUUAUGUGGGAAACAAUCAUUCAGGUUGUUGUUACUGUCUUUAGUAUUCCAAUGCUUUAUUUUGCUCGUACUGCAGGAAGUACAGAAAGCAAAGUAAGAAUGUGUAUAUUUAUUACGUUUGAAUGCAUAGCCCUAUUUCAUUUUGCCUUAAUCUUUUCUCAAACUCUUCAACCAAAUAAUAAUUGGUAUACUUGGAUUACUUUAAUUUGGAUUGGUGUUGCGGUAACAUUAUGUACAUGUAUUUUAGGAUAUAUUUGUAUGCGCAACUUUGGUAAAGGUCUUAAACCGUUUGUACAAAGAGGAAGCGUCAAAACCAGGAUGGACAUUGAAAAUAAUUUCAUAAACAAGAAGGCUAAUGAAAGUUGGGUUAUUGAUGAAGAUUAA